AAUAAAAACCAACAAAUACAAAUUGUAAAACCUGAACACACGCAGGGUCCGCUAAACCCUUUUUGAAACACGGACACACAGAAACCCCCAAGUGAACUCAGGAAAGAGAGGAGUCAAAAAGAAAAAAUGGCGGUUCCAGGAAGGCGCAACGGUAUGAUAGAAGACGACGAAGACAUAGAAGAAAACGGUUUGUUCGAAGAAGAGGGUCUGGUUGAGCUCGACGACGAAACCCCUCCCCACCUCCGCGACCUCGCCGCCGCUACUCAGCUCGGUGACCUCGAAGCCCUCCGCCUCGCUCUAGAUAACUUGACUGGAAGCAUUGAUGAACCUGUGGAAGAUGGGGACACAGCUCUCCAUCUGGCCUGUCUCUAUGGCCAUUUGCCCUGUGUCCAGCUACUUUUGGAAAGAGGAGCAAGCUUGGAGGCUAAGGAUGAAGAUGGUGCAAUUCCUCUUCAUGAUGCUUGUGCAGGGGGAUUUAUCGAGAUAGCCCAACUUCUAUUAAACUUUUCUAAUGACUCAGAAAUUGUAAAGAGGAUGCUAGAAUCAGUUGAUGUUGAAGGUGAUACUCCUCUCCAUCAUGCGGGAAGAGGUGAGCAUGUUGAUGUUAUAAGGUUCUUACUGGCUUCUGGGGCUUCUCCUACAAACACAAACUCAUAUGGAAAGACCCCAAGUGAGCUAGCUGAUCAGAACACAGAAGCUAGGAGAAUUUUGGAAGCUGCUGCUGCUGCUGUGGCAAGCGAGUAGGCUUUACCAAAUACUAAUUGAAAAUGUCCAUUUUUUAGGCUGUAGCCACCGCUUUUUGGUCUUUUGCUAUAAGUAGGUAACUCCAGAAGUUUGCUGAUCUUUGAUGACAUCAUUGUUUUAUCUAUCAUAUAGACUUUCAGUGAAAUAUCUGCAAUGUUUUAAAAGUACAAAUUUUAUACCAGGGUGUAUGGUACAUUAGGUUCUCCAUUUAAAUUCAAACACUUGUCUUCAAUGAUCAAUAUGCAGAAACGAUAUUAUCUUUCUUAAGUAGAUUAAGUGUAAUCCAGUUGUGUUUGAAUUUAAUUGGAGAGCCCAAUGUAGUGCACAUAAAAUACUGUACCUAAGUUUUGUUCUUUAUACCAUAUGCCCCAUGUAUCUAACUACUGUAGGGGGUUUUAGUUAA
Quercus lobata is the source of this 1147-nucleotide messenger RNA. RefSeq names its product Ankyrin repeat family protein. Bases 127 to 744 code for a protein of 205 amino acids. Gene Ontology annotation, biological process: protein ubiquitination; positive regulation of protein catabolic process. The transcript is spliced from 6 exons. Gene Ontology annotation, molecular function: protein binding. Lineage: Eukaryota; Viridiplantae; Streptophyta; Magnoliopsida; Fagales; Fagaceae. The record is from RefSeq and is a predicted model, not a curated record.